This is a messenger RNA of Micropterus salmoides (largemouth bass), 1317 nucleotides long. RefSeq names its product GTP-binding protein 2-like. NCBI's taxonomy places the organism in Eukaryota, Metazoa, Chordata, Actinopteri, Centrarchiformes, Centrarchidae. Gene Ontology annotation, molecular function: translation elongation factor activity; GTP binding; GTPase activity. The record is from RefSeq and is a predicted model, not a curated record. Gene Ontology annotation, biological process: translational elongation.
GCAGAAGAAGGAAACAUUGAGUACAAGCUGAAGCUGGUUAACCCCACUCAGUAUCGCUUCGAGCAUCUGGCCACGCAGCUCAAGUGGCGCCUGCAGGAGGGCCGCGGCGAGGCCGUCUAUCAGAUUGGCGUGGAAGACAACGGCCUGCUGGUCGGCCUGACCGAGGCUGACAUGAAGGCCUCGCUCAAGACCUUAAAGAGGAUGGCAGAGAAAGUCGGUGCCGACAUCACUCUCCUCAGAGAGAGGGAGGUGGACUACGACUCAGACAGAAACACCCGCAAAAUUGCAGAAGUCCUGGUUCGAAAAGUUCCUGACGAUCAGCAGUUCCUGGAUCUGCGGGUGGCGGUUCUGGGGAACGUGGACUCGGGGAAGUCGACGCUGCUGGGCGUCCUGACACAGGGCGAGCUGGACAACGGCCGAGGCCGAGCGCGGCUCAACCUCUUCAGACACCUGCACGAGAUCCAGACGGGACGCACCUCCAGCAUCAGCUUCGAGAUCCUGGGCUUCAACAGCAAAGGGGAGGUUGUGAACUACAGCGAGUCCCGGACAGCCGAGGAAAUCUGCGAGAGCUCCUCCAAGAUGAUCACCUUCAUCGAUCUGGCCGGACACCACAAGUACCUGAAGACGACCAUCUUCGGCCUCACCAGCUACUGCCCCGACUUCGCCAUGCUGGUGGUGAGCGCCAACACCGGCAUCGCCGGUACGACCAGGGAGCACCUGGGCCUGGCCAUGGCGCUGAAAGUUCCCAUCUUUAUCGUGGUCAGUAAAGUGGACCUGUGCUCCCGCGGCACCGUGGAGCGAACCGUCCGGCAGCUGGAGCGAGUCCUGAAGCAGCCGGGCUGCAACAAGGUCCCCAUGGUGGUGUCCAGCCCCGACGACGCUGUGACGGCCGCACAGCAGUUCACUCAGUCUGCAUGUAUCACGCCGAUCUUCACCCUGUCCAGCGUGUCUGGAGAGAGUCUGGACCUCCUGAAGGUUUUCCUGAACAUCCUCCCUCCACUGAGCAACAGCAAGGACCAGGAGGAGCUGAUGCAGCAGCUGACUGAGUUCCAGGUGGAUGAGAUCUACUCGGUUCCUGACGUCGGGACUGUGGUGGGAGGAACUCUAUACAGCGGAGUGUCGGGAGGCGAGCGGCUGGUGGUCGGUCCGACUGACGAGGGCCGUUUCCUGCGUCUGAAGGUGGGCAGCAUCCAGAGGAACCGCUCGGCCUGCAGGGUGCUGAGGGCCGGCCAGGCCGCCACGCUGGCUCUGGGAAACUUUGACCGCUCGCUGCUGCGCAAGGUCAGAGGUCACAUAGCCUAAAGACUUUGUGUAGGA